Bacillus rossius redtenbacheri is the source of this 8240-nucleotide messenger RNA. Its product is annotated as broad-complex core protein isoforms 1/2/3/4/5-like. The record is from RefSeq and is a predicted model, not a curated record. The transcript has 6 exons. Lineage: Eukaryota; Metazoa; Arthropoda; Insecta; Phasmatodea; Bacillidae. Gene Ontology annotation, biological process: regulation of transcription by RNA polymerase II. The coding region runs from base 217 to 1374 and encodes 385 amino acids. Gene Ontology annotation, molecular function: protein binding. Gene Ontology annotation, cellular component: nucleus.
UGCCACGAAUACAAAGUAUAACAAAUAUUUAGUUUUUAUUAAUAUCUUUAAUUUAUCUUUAAUAAACAUUAAAAAAUAUUAUCUUGUGGUUGUUGACAUAUUUUUGUUUAUUAUAUAAAAUAUAUUGCAAAAAUAAAACAUGACAAAAGUAUCGUGAGGGCAGUGAUUUAAACCGUCUGCUGGGGAUUUGGGUUUACGAGCACAAAACAUUGAAUUAUGAGCUCGGAUCAGCAGUUCUGUCUGCGGUGGCACAACUACCAAAGCAGCCUUCUGGCAUCCCUACCACAGUUUCUUGAUGGAGAUGAUCUUACUGAUGUUACUUUAUCUGCCGGAGGCCGGAGUUUACGGGCUCACAGGGUGGUUCUGUCAGCGUGCAGUUUGUACUUCAAAGACUUAUUUAAGGCGAUGCAGCCCGUGCAGCACCCGGUCAUCAUCCUGCCGGGGGCCAGCUUCACGGACCUGUGCGCCCUGGUGACCUUCAUGUACAGCGGGGAGGUGAACAUCUACCAGGAGCAGCUGCCGGGACUGCUGGGCAUGGCCGACGCCAUGCAGAUCAGAGGGCUGGCCGAGAUGUCGGGAAGGUUCAAUAACAAUGAGCAUGCAAGUGUGCCUAAGAAAGAGUCGGUGCCUUCAAGCAAGAGAACCAAAAUCACCCCCGCUGCGAACUUCCAGAACUUGAGGCCCGACAGCGACAGUGUUUCAAACAGCAAGCCACCGCAGACAGAACCCAUUGAUCUUCACAGCCACUUCUCCAAGUCCCCACUGACAGGUUUGGACGCGUACGCAGGAAGCGAAUUGAGCAAGCCGCUGAAGAGAUUCAGCUCGGAGCUGAGCUACGCCGGCGUGAUGCACCACAACGGCGGGCCGGAAGCCUGCACGGACAGGAGCAGGAGCAAGUGCGCCGAGGGCACGGACGAGCAGGCCAAGAUAAAGGUGGAGAGGAGCAACUCGACGGGGGAGCCGCGGAUGUCCCCCGAGCUGGCGGGAGCCCUGAAAGCUGGCACCAGGCGGGACGAAGACGACGCUGAGAUGACCGAGAGCAAAGUCGGGCAAGGCGAGCUGUCGCCCGCAUCGGAGGACUCGAUGGGCGGCAUGUGCGGGCUGGAGGCCAUGGCUGAGCGCAUCCAGGGCGCGGCCGGCUACCUGAAGCUGAGCCCCCCGCGCGGCGCCCACGGCAAGCUGUUCGCCACCUGCCUGGUGUGCGGCAAGCAGCUCUCCAACCAGUACAACCUGCGCGUGCACAUGGAGACCCACCAGAACCUGAACUACGCCUGCCGCGCCUGCAGCCACGUGUCGCGCUCCCGUGACGCCCUGCGCAAGCACGUGUCGUACCGCCACCCGGGCGACGCCGCGCCCCGGAGGGGCAGGCCAUGAGGCCGCCUUCCAGUCAGCGGCGCGCCGGCUUUCGCAGCCAGCUCCGACAGUUCUGUUGGCGGGCGAGCCGUUCCUGUGCAGCUGCGGUGGUGGUGCGUGCCAUCUUCGAGGGCCCGACCUUCCGGUCAGCCGCGUGCUGGCGAUUUAGUUUAAUAUUACGCAUUGGUGGUGGCAUGUCGUUGUGUUGUUCAUGAAUCAACCACAAUUCGGUCAAAUUCUUGUGGUCAAGAGAGUAUUCGUAGGAAAAUAGUAAUGGUUCCUUUGGAGUUUGGACCAAAAGCAAAAGUUUGGGUUAUCGUGUAUUGAAGGUAUGUAUUCAGGUAAAUGCAUACCUGUACAUGAUGAUGAUUUUGAUAGAAACUUUCUUGCUCUGUUUGAUCCUUUCAGCUGCUUUUUUUUCCACCUCAAAAAAUGUGCCGAAAUGAAAUUUCGUUUCGGAACUUACGAUUUGUCCUGGAGUCCUUUAAAACAGGUGGCACCUUUUGAACAAAAUUUUAUUGGGGAAGAGAUGGAAAACGUAAAAACAUAAGCUGAAUAUUAAAUUUUAAGGUGUUGACAAUGGUUGAUUCACUAGUUGCAGUUUCAGGAAGUUGUGGUUGUGCGUGGUUCGUACUGUUGCGAUUUUCUUUUCAUGCCGACAGACCAGCACCCGGACACCUGUUGUUUCGGGAUUGUUAUUUUAUUUGCGUGGUUUUUGCCCGGUGAAGAGUUGGUCAGUUGUUUUUUUUUUCCAUGUACAUAGCAGUAUCACCUAGUCUCCUUGAUCUCCAUUGCAUGGAGGGACCUAUAUUGUUACUCAUUUGUGUUUGUUACUUUUAAUGCUUGUGGAAAGGGUUAUUACGCUGGGUUCCUCACUUCACGUAUGCUGUGUUUUAUAGAUGGUACAAAGUUGUAGCAGCUUGAAUGUACAAAGACUGCAAAAUCGUAUGAGAAAAGAAGCCUUUACAUCACCAAUUUUGUUUGUUCACUAAACAAAAUUGUCAAACCAAAAAAAAAUUUACCUUUUGUAGUCAUGUAUUGGGCAUUAUUGACAUUAUUGAAAGUUUGAUUUUAUUUACCCCAAAUUAGUUUUAUUUAAGACGUAGUGUUUGUUGUGUAAUGUAUUCUGAUGGCCAGUUUUCUUGUUGACUUUCAAAUUGUAUGUGCCUUCGCUGGAAGAAAGGCAGCCUAAUCAUUUUGCCCAAGGCAGUUGUGCGUGGUCGUAUGUAAAUAUUUGUGGUACGUAGUACAAGUUAUAUCUUUAAGCUUACUGGCAGUUUUGUGCCAUUGAAUUUGUCAAAUUUGAAUUAUGUAAGUGUUGAAAUAUAUUUAUUUUUUAUUCUUGUUAUGUAAUAAGUGCCUUUGGACUAGUAUAAGUUUGCCAUUUUUGUGAGUUGCAGCACAGCAGUUCAUUUUUUAACUUGACACAUGGAAUUUGGCUGGUUUAUGUUAAGGAAUUACAUAAUUGUAGCAGUUUCAUUACAGCCCCUCAUUAUCAGCAGAUUAGGUUUGACUGAUACUACAGGGUGUAGUUUUUUUCUUUAAAUAAUUUCAGUAUGCUAUGCAGUUGCAUAUGGAUCUUUUUUGCCACAGCUAGUGUGUGUGAUUGCAUUCGGUUACUAGAUUCACAUCUAAUGUGAAAUUUUCUCUCCAGCAAAACUUAUGCAAAUUUUUAUAAUUAUUAAUUAUUUAUUUCCAAAAUGUGGUCACUUUUUUAAUAUUUUCUUCUCCCCUCCCCUUUCUUAAGAUUGUUUAAUCCUACAUAUUUCUUGUGGAAUAAUUAUAUUUUUGUUGGUAGACUAUUAUUAUUAUUAUCAUCAUCAUCAUCAUCAUCAUUUAUUGGUUAUAUAAAAUUUUUUUCUGGGUUGAAUUUGUUAUCGAUAUUGCAGACUUUCUAUUUCACUCCUUUUUUACAGCAUAGAAAUACUGCUAAGAUUUUGCUGAAUUGAAUGUUCAAAGGAUAAAAGCAAAACUUUUUUUUUGUAUUUCUUAUAGCUCAGCUCAGAGUUAGAAGACAAUUUUUAAGAAAUAAUACAUUUUACAAAAUGUAGACAAACGUGAAUAAUGUUUAUGAAAAAUUUUAUUUUGUUUUAAUUAUUUUAGUGUUAGUUAAUGCUGACCUUGAACUCUUAAGUUUUAUUUAUUUUUUCUCCUUUAUAAUUGUUGAAAUGGGUCCUAUAAAUGAAUUACCUAAGUAGGAGGUUUGUGCACUAACAGCUUUAUGUUGUUUUCUCAAAGUGAUUCCAUUUUAGAUGGGCAAGACAGACAUGCUGCUACAAUAAUGCCUAUGAUGAAAGUAACAUUUGUAUGAGUCCACCAUUUACAUAGAAAAUUCAGAAGCAAGUGCAAUGAUUAAGUAUUAUCAAUUUACAACACAUAUUUUACUAAUGUAGGGAACAAACUAGUCCAUCCUUAAUGUAUAUAUAGCAGUUAAUUUAUCCAAAUUAAUAAACUUUUCUGGGGUUAAGACUUGUAACAUAAUCCUACAAAAUAAAUAAAUUAUUCAGAGUUCAAACUAAUGUACUACAAAGUCAAAAUAAUUUCAAAGUGCACAGUUGUCUUAUGCAUUUUAGUUAGUUUAAUGUAAAAAUAUACUAGUCAACACUACUAGUACUACUUAGUACUUUUUGUGGCAUGUAGGAAGUAUUAAGUAUUUAGAUUUAAUUUUUAAAGGCAUGCCAAAGUAAAAUUUGUUAUAUUUUUUGAUAUCUGUUAUAAUACAUUUUGAUUAUGACGAGUAAAGGGUGAAUACACACACACACUGGCUGUUGUAAUGACAAAUAUAUUUUGAAUAGAGAUGAACAAGUGAAAUUUUUACUAAUUAAACUGCAUUGUAUUGAAUUGUCAACACUUUUAGUAAAGUAUUAUUGUAGAAGUUAAUUUUUAGUUGAUGUUAGCACUGUUCUGUGAUGACAUAAGAUGCCAUAUUAUAUUAUCAUGUAGCAUAAUUAUCAUUAAGAUCAGUACAAACAUGAAGUAGGAAUGAAAAUUUUUUUGAUGUAUCCACUUGUAAUUAAUGAGAGAGUUGAGUUUGUUGGAAUGUAUUUCACUAUUAUUUAAAGCCGAUAUCUAGAGACCUGAAAAAUUUGCGGGUUCAUUUUGUGUUAUGCUAAAAUGCAAAUAAUUAUACCUUAGUGCGGCUUCUGCCAUUGGUUCACUGUUAAUCUGGAGGACUGAGGGCCAAUUAGAGACCCUCACUCAUAAAAGUGUCGAAUCACAGGUUACCCAGCAGCCAAUGUACAGUUGGCAUUUGCCCUAGUGUGUAGAGGAUAUUGGAGUCCAUCCUGAAGUUCAUUGAACCCGCGAAUUUUUCCUGUCUCUACCGAUAUCCUUGCAGACGUGGAGAGCGUCGGAAAUGAACUGCUUGCUGCAGCGCUGAUAGUACCUGCUGUGUCACUUUCAUCGGGAGUGUGAAAGGUUCGACAGCCGUGGAGCAAGAGGUGUUUGGUGCUCUCCGUCUGACUUGCUAGCAGCCAAAGAGACCCGAGUUCCCGUCGGGUGUUCCCUUCCUGCAGCACCGGUCACCACGGCACCUGCGUCGAGGUAGCGUUCGCACCAAAGCUAGGUUCACCGUACCAAAUAGGACAUUAGUACAAAUAUUUAACCGGAUCCAAAUCCACAGAUGUGAUUGUCCCGACGUAGCGACCGGGAGGGAGGCAUGUUUUCCACUCGGUAGCACCAGAAGGAGAGGUUGGCGUCUCGGCCCGCAGAGUGGAGGGGUUUCGCGAGGCGCGGAUGUGGGAGUGCACUUGCGAAACAUUGCCCCGAGCUUUUUAUUUUGCAAAGUGCUUUCCGUUGCGCGACCGUUCAGUAUCUGCAGUUGGAGUGGAAAUACAAACACGUUGACUUCGUUGUGGUGGUAUUAUUAGUUACGUAUGUAUGAGAUAAUUCACUGUUGCUCUUACAUAUUGUGUUUUGAACAUAAUUAUAAAAUAAAUGUAAAUCAAAACUAAGUUAAUUAUUAAUUGGCAAUUGUUAAAACUAUUAUACUUAACAUGAAAAUUAUCCAUGGUUCUGGUUUUUUUUUUUUUUUAUGUUUGAGAAAGCACAUUAUGAUACUGAUGUUUUGAGAAAUUCACUAGAUAGUUGGUCAUUAGCCACUGCACUUCUCAAGCACAAAGUCAUCAGUUUUUUUUAACUUGGUUAUUUAAACAGUUCUGUUGCUUCAUUGAUAUUUAUCACCACAUCCCCAAAAAUUAUUCUCAAUAUUUAACACAAAAACAUUGGUUUCAGUGCAUAAUAAUAAGUUUUACUAUAAAGUUAAAACUAUCAUUUGUGCCAUGACGAUGCUUUUUCAUCCAUCGCCUUUGUAUCACUGUGGCUCUUCAAAGACUGCUAUACAAAUAACAAUCUGCAAACUGUCUGUGCUAGAUACAGAGCUCGACUUUUUUUAGUUUGAGUUUCCUAUUUAUUGAAACCUUUUUCUUUCUAUAAACACACAUCCUAUUAUGGAAAAAAAAAUUUAUGCUAUGAACUGAAAGUACAGUUUUUUCUCCUGUUCUGAGUUACGAACCCAUUUGGAUUUAGUUUGAACAGAGAAGGCAGAAAUUUACAGAAUUUCAUAAUGAAAAAUCACAACAUUGAUUAAAAGUGAUAAGUUGGAGAUUGUGUGUUACUGGCCAUUUCCAACACAGUUAUUACUUAAUGAAGCAUGGAAAGUAAAAAAGAAAAUCACGCGACCUAUUUUGAUAGCGGAUAAAUUUAAUUUGCUGAGACCAACCUUUAUCUAAAAAUUUUCAAAAUAACUUACAGUAAAAUUUUUAAAUGGGUAAAAAUUAUUUUUAAAAUACUCCAAAUUAGAAAUUUCAAUAAGUUUAUUUAAAACUGGGAGCUUUUGAUAGCACUUAUACUGUUUAAAACAUUAUGUGAUUACAGUUUUCACUAUUUUUUUUUAACUUAAUUUCUUUUUCAAAUCAUUAAUGAAAAAAAAAUAAUUACAUGCAGUUAGCAAUCUUUCAUUAAAUAUCUAUUUAAUUCACAAUACAUUUUUGGCCUGUAUUUAGAAGUGACAUCAGUUUAAUAGCUUCUAUACUGGUGAUAAAAAAAUGAUUUAAGCAAAACAAUUUGAUGUAAACAAAAAUAAUACUAAUUCUUUGGCUAAAUUAAGUUUUAUCAAGAGUAUUUCAUGAGAUCAUGACCGUUAUGAAACAUUACUUCGAUUGAAGACUACAUCAGUAAGUGGCAAAGUUUGAGAACUGAUAAGGAAGAAAUUUUUUGAAAGUAUGAUAGUGAAUGAAAUAUAAAUAAAUCAUCAUUAUGGUAAUGCUAUCUGGUACUUGCAUUUUUUUUGUCGUAUUGUAUUGAGCUUAUUAUAUUAAGAGUUAGAAAUAUCUUAAAAAUUGUUUAUAACUGUACCAAAACAAUGAGUUUGUAGUUGCGGGUAAAUUUUUUUUAUAGUUAUUUGUGUUGCAAGGGUACUCAUAGAAGCUCUUAGAAAUAGGACUUCCAAGAUCAUAUUGGAAGCCAAACCAUUUGGGUACCAACUCAAAGCUCUGGUUGGGCACCCUGUUGCUCAUAAUAUUUAUCUUACAAAUUGUACUGUUGUUGGAUUAGGGAAAUUAGGGGGAUUGGAUCAAUAAGAACAUUCAUGAGCUUCUGGAUCCACUACUGACCUCCAGCACUUUAGUUUUUACAGCUGAAAUGAGUUAGAUAUAUACAUAAUAUUUUGACUAAAUGUACAGUAAUGCUUUCUACUCCACCUGCGUAUAUUGAAUGGUUUAUUGAUUUUUGUUUGUGUGCUAAAAAUCCUUUUUUCUUAAAUAGUGAAGUUUCUUUUAGUUUUGUGUGUGUUGCAUGUUUUAAAGUGUUUGCAUAUUAAAUUGUUUUGUUUCACAUGUUUUAAUUUAGUUUUAGUCAUUUGCAUGGGCAUUACAUAUCACCAUUUUAUGUUGCAACAUAUUUAUCACAUAAGGCUGAUAAUCAGUCAAGUUACCAAAUUGGUUUGAAUUUUUCCUCUCACCUUAUGUUUGCUGUGUAGAUAUAUAUUUUUUUUUUUUUUGCAAUUGCAUAUGUUUCUUUGAUCAACUUUCUUAGUCAUGAUGGUGGGCUGGAACUUGAAAUCGAUGUGAUUAGUAAAUGGUUUGAAAACAUGUUUUUGUUUUGUAUGUGUAUGUUGGCAGCAGUAGUGACAACUGAGUAAAGUCCUCCUGUCCUGAGGCUUUGAAAGUUGGUUCACAAUGUUAGUUCAACAUAAAGUCACCCCACUGAACGUGGUUUGGGGUGGAGUGUACCUAGUCUUAAUUUUCGUAACUGCUGUACAUAUUUUGAAGUUAAUGUAAUUGUAUCGUAGUUUGUCUCCUGUGGACACUUGCACAGCAUAUUCAGCACAGGUAUCCCAUCCGCCAACAAAAAUCCUUUGAAGAGUGUGCGUUUUGAUUUGAGGAUGUUGUGUGGAAUUUUACUCCUGGUGUUAAUUUUGACUAAGUAUCAGUAAUCACUAUGUACCUAAAAGAUGUGCACUUACCUAAAUUUUUAUUGUAUAUGGCUUAUUGUGCUUAUCUCUUGGCAUAUUUAAAUACUGAAACAAAUUUUAAAAUAAGAGUCAAAGUUUAUAUGUUCACUCUUUAUAUAUGUCUACUUUUACUUGUGUGUAUUUAAAUAAUAUAUAUCUUCCCAAAGGUAGCUUUAAACACUUGUGAUAUAACUGAUUUAUUAGGCCUUUAGUUUCAUUGUGGGACUUAACAGUAAUACAGUUCACUUUACAAUGUAAAUCAACACAAUUUAAUAUAAAAAUAUAAUUGUUUAAUAAUAAUCGCAGGAAAAUAAUGACAUGCAGCUGAGAAUAUAAGUGCUCUUUAUCAUACCUAGUUUGUCAUAUUGAAUGUUGAGUUUUUGUUUGUCCUUUUAGUUUGGUGACUGAAGUAAUUUUGCUCUUGAUAAAUAUGUCA